Messenger RNA from Pseudozyma flocculosa PF-1, 6177 nucleotides. RefSeq lists its product as uncharacterized. Gene Ontology annotation, biological process: transcription initiation at RNA polymerase III promoter; 5S class rRNA transcription by RNA polymerase III. The transcript has a single exon. Gene Ontology annotation, cellular component: transcription factor TFIIIC complex. Gene Ontology annotation, molecular function: DNA binding. Lineage: Eukaryota; Fungi; Basidiomycota; Ustilaginomycetes; Ustilaginales; Ustilaginaceae. Bases 1 to 6177 code for a protein of 2058 amino acids. The record is from RefSeq and is a predicted model, not a curated record.
AUGAUCGACGAACUCAUCCGCCACUGCAUCGAGGAGAUUGGCUUCGACGGAGAGGCCGGCACUGGCCUUGACCGCCUGCAGCACUUCAUCCACGACUUCCAUCAGGCUCAGUCUGAGCGCGAACGCCUCCCGCCCCAGCAGGUCGACGAGUCCUAUCGAGCUUUUGUCUUUCGCGCCCUCCUUUCCCACCCGGACGUCCACGUAGGCACCCAUGCUGCUGGCGCUGCGUCCCCGGGAGGCGCCGCCAAGAAGCCCGUCGCCAGCAAGGCCGAGCGCGCCGGCAGAGGCAUCAAGAAGCAGAUCCCAGCCAGCUCCGCGGCUCAGAGCGAUCGGGUCGAGCUGAUCCCCGACGAGGAGGCACGCAGCACGUCGAUUCCGGAUCUGCAGCAGAGGCACGGCGACGACCUUCGCCUCGUCCUGUCGGCCGAUGUCGUACGCAAGAUGCUUGCAGGUUCGGCGGAAAAGAUACUUACGCCGUCCAACUACCGAUUCCUCCAGCUCGUCUGCCGCUCUCGAGAGGCUGCGGUGGUCAGCACCGACCUCGGCGCCGAGCUCGGAAUCGACCAAAAGACAGUCUUCUACAUCGCCAAGAAGCUGAUUGAAGCCGGCCUGAUCGUCAAGCUCAAGGCCCGGCAGACGGGCACUACCGCCAGCUAUUUUGUCGCCACCAAGUUCCGCGACCAGUGCCCGCUCUGGCUCUGCCAGCAGGACGACAACAUCCAUGGCGCCUCGACCUCCAUCGCCAGCGCCACAACACGACCUCCCUCGAAGCGGAUCAAGGUCGAGGCAGAGAACCAGUCAAAAGCCAUCGCCGAUCACUUUCUCGGCGUUGACGGCGAGGACGAUGCGGAUGGCGAUGCAGACGACGACGAUGAUGCUGCCGUGGCUGGCAACGUCGAUGGUCCGACCCUGGCUCUGGAUGGCCCAGAGCCCGCUGCGGGCUCCAAGCUCUUCGAGACACUCGAUGCUGAUACCACCAUGGUCUGGCUGACCAGCCGCCCCGACCUGGUCCGCCGGCGCCUCUAUGCGUUCAUGGGCCUCACCUCUGCCAAGGUGGCCCUCCGCAGCCUGCUGCAGCUACGACUCGGCCUAGCAAACAGUCCAAAGCGCGUCCGACGAGCCUUCCAGGCCUUCCUCGAGAGGCUGGUGCUCGACGGCCUGGUUGAGGUCGUCGGCCUGUCGGCCAGCGAGCCGGUCGACGGCGGCCAGUCGCAGUCGCGGUCGCUCAGGCGCGGCUUCAGGCUGACGACCAAGGGCGAGCUCGACAUGGAGGCGCUGGCCGCCAGCGACACCCUCCUCGACGCUCGGUAUGCGGAACGCGAGCAGCGCCAGAAGUCUGACAAGGGUCUGCUCGAACGCGAGCUGCGCAUGCAAGACAUCCGCGUUGCUCGGGAGCUCACGUUCGAGCGUCAGGCUCAUGAGCUGGUCGCCAGGGCCGGCGCGAGCGGCAUCACGUUGCGGCAGAUGCAGAACGCCUUCAACGUGUCCGGGCUGAUCAAGAGGACGCUCGAGAUGCUCGUGCUGCGCUCGGAAGAGGCGAACAAAGACGCCUCGGUCGCAGACAUGCGCAUCCGCCAGUUCCAUGAAUUCCUCGGCCGGGAGCGACGGCUGCGACUGUAUAGCCAGCACGCGUGGACGCUCCAGUCUGCGAGCGAUGGCUACAUGGCCGACGAGGAUGCCGCGAUCCUGGCGUCCGCUGGCGGGUUCCCCGACAUCGAAGACGGCGCCUUCUACACCGACGGCGACGACGCGAUCGCCAAGACUCGCGGGAUCGUUUCUGAGGCGUUUGUCGACAAUGGCAGAGGGGGUUCUGCGUCGAUGAAGGGCGGCGACGGCGGCGACGAGGACGGGAACGGAGGUCUCGAAUCGACGCUGAGGAAGAAGCCGACGGGCAGGCCCAAGGGAAGGCUCAACAACAAGACGAUCGAAAGGAUGAAGAGGGCGGAAGCGCUGGCCAAGAGCAGAGCCUCUGGAUCGGCCGAGACGACACCCAGCGGAGACUCGGAGUCGGCUGCGACCGCUGCGACCGCAGACGGCGGCUUCGUGGCGAUGCAAGAGCCCUCGACGCCGGCUGAGAGUGCCGCCAAACGGCGCAAGCUCCAAAGCAUCGUCGCCGAAACGCAGCCCCAGGCAAUCGACGCACCUCCUCCCGUCAUGCGCGAGGCGAGCGCCGCGGCGACGGUCGACGACCUCGACGCCACCGGCGGUGAUGCAUCCAGUACGACGACACAGGCUGGCGUUGCGCAGACCGGAAUCGCCUCCCCGCCUGCCGCGGCGCCGCCUUCGCCCUCCUCGACGCCCGUUCCGGCAACGACGCCGUCCAAGCCGUCGAACGGAGCGCCUUACACACCGCAAGUCGGCGCGGCGGCCAAGCAGGAGCGGAUGACUUCGGAGAAGAAGCCAAAAUCGAGCGUCACAGAGCUGCGGAGCGCCAUCGCCCUCGUCGAGUGCAUCGAAGAGCUGGGCGGCGCUCUCGAUACGCUUCUGGUGCCGCAGGCGCUCGACGCCUUUGUCGAGAGGAAUCGCGACCGCUACAGCUCGCAGGUGCUCAAUCUGCGCGAGAAGCGAAAGCGUGACAAGGCCAUCGCAAAGGCGGUCGACAAAGGAACGCUGAAGAAGACAUUCGUCAAGGUGCGCAAGCCGGGCGAUCACGCUCAGCGGACCAUCGUCUACGUGCCGAGCAUCGAUCCGGCUCGCCUGCAAAGGUACUGCGACGCCGUGGUGAACGGCGAAGAGGGCUGGUCGCGCGCCACAGACACCGUCUCGAUCCUCCAUCUGCGCUCAGGACAAGUGCAUCUGCCAGCCGAGGACAUCACGAGCCUGUCGAUCCGACGACCCUGGCAAGACAGCACCACGCUCGACGUGAGCAGCUUCGAGGCCGACCCGCACCUCGCCGAGCGGAUGCGUGCGCCCUUCCUGGCCCAGGACAUGCCGGUCAAGCAGUUCCUCGGCCAUGCUUCAGGUCCCGUCGCCCGCCUCGUGCUCUUCCACCUGUCCGGCAUCGACGCCAUCAACGCCAACGUGUCGUCCAAGGUGCAGCGAGAUCCGCGGCCCAGCAUCGAUAUCUCGUACUUCUGGACCGAGGCUUCGCUGGAGCUCUUCCUAGCUCUCUGCGGACUGCGCUAUUACAGCCCCAGCCUCGAAGCAGCCUACCAGGACCCAGCGACGAGGUACCAGGCCGUCUGUGAGCUGCCGUCGGACGUAAAGGAGGCCAUCGGUCUGCCCAGCGCCCUGGAUGCGGCUCCUCCGCCCGAGAUCCAGACGGCCAUCUACAGCUUGGCCGCCCAGCUCCAGUCGAUGGGAGUCCUCGAGGCAGUCCCGGAUGCAGACACGGACGACUCGGCCCGCACCCUCACUCUGCCCUGCACCCGCUUCGAGCUCAGGGACCGCGUGCCCAUCUACAACUGGAAGGCGAAAGGCAGCACGAAGCCAGUGCUUUCGGUCGCCAGUGUCGGCGCAUCGAUCGAUCGUGCGCGAGCCUUUUGGCAGAACACCGCACUGAUCUGCAGCAAGAGGAUCCGCGCCACGUCCAGUGCAGCACAGCCCGAGUCGGGCUUCCAAGCGGCCAACGUCUCCCGAGGCGUCCAGCCAGACCUGCUCAAGACCAAGGCCUGGCGCAUGGGCCACACGAUCAGGCCCGUGCAGAGAAGGUUCCUGCUGCGCUUCCUCCGGGCGGGGGAGCCGCUGCCAUCCGACAAGGCCGUCCAGCUGGCCUCUUGGAUCAGCCUCGUGCCCGCCGACGCCGUCAAGCGCUUCUGGACCUUGGCGCUCGCCGACCUCGGCGGAAGAGGCGGCGAGGUUGCGGCUCGAAAGCGCCACAUGGGCUGGUCCCUCGACAUCCAAGGUCUGCAGAUCGCAGACAUCGAGGCGCGGGAGAUGAGGCGCCUCCGGGACCGGGACCGCGAGGGCCGCAAAACGACGCUGCGGAAGGCGAGAGAGCUGCGGGACAAGAGGGUGAGGAGCUUUGAGCAGUGGCUGACCGACGCGUUCCAGUCGAUGCCGGCUGCAGAGGCGUACCGGAACAGGAUCGAGUGGGCCCUCCGACAAAUUCGGAAGCGGUACAUCGAGUCUCACCCCGGUUUCGACGCCGGAGACGCCCGCCGCGCGAUCGAGAGAGGUGUCGCCAUCGCCAGCGGGGUGGGCGUUAGGCUGUCCAGCAUCCGGCGUCCGCCAGCAGACAACGACGGCGACGACGCCCAGGUGGAGGACGAAGGUGCUGCUGGUGGUUCUCAGGGCGGCGUUCCCAGGCCUCGCAGGCCUCGCAACCCGGCAAAGGCGAGGCGGCGAAAGAAGGGUGCCGAGGGUCGCAAGGAGCAGACGUCGCGCAGAAGCACCACCUCGGCCAAUUACUGGACCCCGCAGAGGAACGAGCUGCUGCGUGACGCCGCCGUCAUCCUGCAAGCUCGCGAUCGCGCCCGAGGCCGCAGCGACUGGAGCGCCCUGGCCCAGAUCUGGGACGAGGAAGAUCGGUCCAAGAACCAGAACUUCGUCUCUCGACAGUGGAAGCUGCAGCUCGGGCGGAUGCGCGGCGAGUUUGGCGAGGAAGGCUACCUGAGCGCCCUGGAGCGUCAGUGGACUGCCGUCAGCCGUGAGGCUCGAUCCAAGGGCGAGCUGGCCGACCCGGCCUUCCCUUCCGCCACCGACUUCGACCUGAAGCAGCACAUCGAGUUCCUGCGGGCUAGGAUCGACAAAGACGCCAUCUUUGCAUCGCUCGAGAAGCCCUCGCAGAUCAACCCGCUGCCCCUCGACCUCGCCAAGCACGACUUCACCCAGGGCUGGAAGGACGAGUUCCGCUACGUGCCGCCCGAGACCAAGUGGGAAGACUUUCACAACCAGGAGAGCGGUCACAACCAUCGCCGCCAAGGCAUGCUGCUCGGCAAUGCGCUCGUGCUGGAGCCGACUUCGAACGACGUCCCCGCGCGGCAGAGGCCGACGGAGCCAGUGGCAGCGGAAGGCGCCGAAGCUCAGCUGCGAGCGCAGAUGGCCGAGGCCGCCGUCAGGAUCGUGAUCCUCUCGGACGACCGCCGCUGCUCGGCCACGGACAAGGCCGAGUUCUGCCGGCGGUUCGGCGAGGACGAGAUCGAGGCGGCCGUCGUCAGGCUGCUCGAGACCAGGGUCAUCCGACCCACCACGGCCGAAGUCACGCAGAGGAGGCAACCAGGCACCAACUUUGCCCUGACCGACGACUUCUUUGUGCAACCCCAAGACCACCGCCUGCACCGCUCCGACGAGAUCGGUCUGCGACACACUCUGGCUCGGCUCGAUGGCAAGCUGGAGCAGUCGAUGUCGGCGCCGCUGUUCGUGGAGCCGGUCGAGACAGACGGCGAAGCGGCCUGCCUGGGCACGAUGCUGAGCAACAAUCUGAUGACGGCCGACAUCGACGUGGCGCCCUUCGCCGACCUGCGCGGACACCACGCCUUCAACGCGCGCGUGCUCAACGACGACGAGAUCGAGACGGUGCUCUCGAUUAGCAUCACUGCCGCAGGCCUCGAGCAGGGCAGGAGCGCGACCGUCAAGAUGCCGUCGCCACCUGCGGCAACGAACGGCAGGAUCGCGAACGACGAACUGGCGGAGGCCGAAUCGUGGCUGGAGGUGUUUACCAUCGCGGCAGAUGAGGACCUCGAGGCCUUGCAGGAGGUCAAGCACCUGCUGGAUGCAGCGGGACCCGAAGGCGUCGAGCUGGGCAAAUGCCUCGCCAUCCUCCGACCGGCCUGCCUCGCCUGGCUCCUAAAUCGGGGUCGCGCUCCCGCCUUUGUCGCUGGCCACUCGCACGUCCGACUGGUGUCGGCUCAGCACAUCCGCCUCUACACUUUGCCCAGGCUCACCACUGGCAGCACCAGUAACGACAACAGCGGCGACGAGUCGCUCCGGCAGCCGGCGCGACUCUGGCUCGACAUCCACGGCAACGUCCUCGAGGACAAGUGGCGUCGACUGGUUGAGCUGCUGGCACAGGCGUGCGUACAGCGGCCGGGCAUCUCGCUCGACACGCUGUGCGCCAAGUUCAGGUCGAGCUGCACCGCCGUCGAGGUGUUUGAGGCCGUCCAGGCGCUCGAGAACACGCAGCGCUUCGAGACGAGGUGGGUGCACGUCGACGAGGUCGGGGUCGCUGUGGCGUCAGUCCACCCGCGUGGCGGCAUCUGGGCGGGCUUCGAGGACGACGACGACGAGGCAAACUAG